GUCACCUUUGGCUCUUCAGGGACGCAGGGACAUAUGAUGGGCUUCUGGUUAACCAAACCGAAUUAUUUGUGCCAUCCCUCAAUGUUGAUGGACAGCCUAUUUUUGCCAACAUCACACUACCAGUGUACACUCUGAAAGAGCGGUGCCUCCAGGUUGUCCGAAGCCUGGUCAAGCCUGAGAAUUACAGGAGACUGGACAUCGUCAGGUCACUUUAUGAAGACCUGGAAGACCACCCGAAUGUGCAGAAAGACCUGAAGCGGCUGACACAGGAGCACAUUGAAAGUCAGCAGACGGGAGGAGAGGUCGACAGUUUUCACUGAAAUCCGAACUCCUGUGUCUCAACUUCUGAUGAUGCUGAGUCUUAUUCUAGAUAGACGACCAGCCUGUUGCUUUCGGUUUCACCUUCUUGGAGUCUCAUUCUUAGAGUACGCGUGCUCCUUUGCUUAAAAGGUUAACCGACUUCACUGGGCAUUGUGAAGUUUAUGGGGAGACAUCCCAAAAUGUAAUCUAAUGCCUGCCCUUUCUUGAAGUAUUUAUCAGGUAUUUGCAUUUUUGCCUUCUAGUCAGUCAGGAAAGUUUCUACUAGGAUGUCUGUGUAAGUAAUUCAGUGAGAAUCGCAGCGUGUCCUUUAGUUAUAAGAAAGCAGCGACAUCUGCUUCUAAUCGAUGGACUGCAGUCGGUGAUGUGUCCACCUCUUCUUCGGGAAGACGGAGACAUCCUUGAGGCCAGGAUGCGUCUUCUUUGAGACCCCAGUGCCUAGCACAUUGUAAGCCUUCAGUCCGUGUCUGUCGGCUGGGCAAACCAGUGAAUGCUUCGUAUAAAGUGUUGGGAGGUUUUUGCCUCCCUCCACUCCACUGGUAUCUUCCAGUCUUGUUUUUGUAUUUUAAUUUUGCUGCAGGGUGCAUGUGCCCUCUGGAGGGAGACAGAGAAAGUAUCUCUGGAAGAAAGGAGGAUGACCUUGCUGCAAUCCUUUCUCCUCCAUUCUUCUCUCCGAUUCUGGGCAUAUGGGCCCCCAGCGUGUUUUUAAGCCGCUGGGUCCAGGACUCAAACUGCACAGUGGACCAUGUGGGAUUCACCUGCCUUAACCACCAUGCCACCAGCUGGCCUGGUUUUGCCUCUUUUUAUGUUCGGGGGAGGGAGGGAGGUCUUAAAGUAUGUACAGUAAACAAAUGUCUUAAAGGGAAUCAUUUUUAUAGAAAGCACUUUUUAUAAUUUUCUAAAUCUUGUGCUUCUCUCAGUCCACUGUUAACACAUUGCUGUUUUAUUUCUGUUUCUAAACCAGGAUUGACUUUUUUACAGUAUUGUGGCAGUAGCGUUUUCAUCACUUGACAUUUGCACAGAUAAAAUGAAAAAAGGACUGUCCUCGUGUUUGAUUCUAAUAGUAAGGAGUACUGUGAAGUUUUUGCCAAGUGAGGUAUUUCUGUUCCUCUUUGUAAAUCUGUGCCGUUUUCCAUUUUAGUCAGCAUUUUCAUCAGCCAGGAUCUGGUGACACUUUUACCUAGCUAGUGGAGAGGCCGAAGCCUCCCAGCCUCUGGAGAGUUCCUCAUAACAGUGGAUUCAUGGAGUAACCCGAAAUGUUUUAUCAUUGUAUAAAUGUGCAAACCCUUGUUGGCUAGACAUAAAUUCAUUAACUCAAACUCAAUACUUCUAUCAGACUUACUAAUAAGUAACUAAUAGGUUUUGGGGUUUUUUUUUAUUUUUAUUUUUUUGUAACUAAUAGUUUAAAUUAAACUAAUUUUUUGUUUGUUUAAUAGUUUAAAUUAAAAUCCUUCUACUACUUUGGAAAAGACAGAAAAGUAACAGGAAGAAAAAAGAUCACUGUAGGUACACACUACUUAAGUACAACCGCAAUGAACAUUUUCAACUUUUUUCUUUCAGCCAUUUAAAAAAAUUUUUUUUUUUGUUUUUAAAUUUUGCCAGAGUGACAUGAGGUGGGUAGAGGGGAGUGAGAGAAGCAUUCUCCGUGAGGAAUGAUCGUACCGCACUCCCUUCUCCAUCUUUGCCUUCCGUCAGGAUUUGGGGCUCGCGUGCACACCGUCAGGAUUUGGGGCUGGCGUGUCUCUCAAGCUGCUGGGUCUGGGAACUGUGCAGUCAGCCACAUGGAUCCAGCCACUCCAAGCACUUUGCCACCUGCCGGUCCCUUCAGCCAUUUUUACAGCAUAUUUUGGUUGGUUGGUUCUAUGUGGUUGCGAGCAUACUGUAUGUACAGUUUUGUAUCCUACUUUUUCAUUAACUUUGUAACUUAAAUAUUUUUCCAUGUUAUAAGCUCUUCAUAAACAUCGUUUAUUGGUUUAUUAACAAACAUUAGCUAAUGAGUUUAUUAACUUCUUUAAAAAUUUCUCCCCCUUUAAUGAUGGAUGACAAAGCACGUGUAUAUGCACAAGAGAGAGAGACAGAGACAGAGAGAGGAGUACCCUCCAGGGUUUGGUCACAUCAUCUGCUUCGUCCGGUCUUCCGGGGCACUCAGGUGCACGCAUGUGUGUUUCAGGCUGACCAGGCCGGGGAAUCCAAGUACAGCCGCCACGUGGAAUCCAGCUUCUCUCGGGAAGUGUAUUACUGCCGCACUGCAGAGCAGGCCCAGCCUUCCUUUAUGGUUAACGUUAGGGGUAUUUCUUGGCAUUUUUAGUUCCUUAGCCUCACCUUUGGGUACAGUUCCUGCGCUCUAAAAUGAGAAAGACAUAAAUGAAACCAGUGCCUCAGUUUCCCUCGUACCCUUGAAAUUUCACUUAAUCUUCGUUUUCUCUUUCAACAUGCAACAAAUAAGUUGGCUUUUUUUUUUUUUUCUUCUGAAGCAUGUUGUUUCAUUCACAGACACACCUCUAAAUACUGAAUUAUUUUUCUUAACAGGGGUAGGGAAAAAGAAGCGUGGAGGCAGGGAGUUUCAUACGCUUGCACAGGCAGCUGUGUGAGGCCCACGGAGGGGAAUCUGCGGAUUGGAGUGGUUUCAUGUUGGUUGUUUUUUGUUUUGUUUUGUUUUUAACUGGUGAAAUGACAUUUCAUAUUAUCAUCAAGAAAAUGCAGUUCAAGUACCAUGUCUUUGGUGUCAAGGAAGAUGGAGAAGCUGUAGCGUGAAUACUGUGUGUUUUUCACUUGAAAUUCUGUGAAUGUAUUAAAUGUAUUAUUUUUAAGAGACUGUGAAGUUUUCUGUUUUGAGUUUUUAGAAUGUUCUUUAACACAUUAAAUGGUGCUGAAUAAAGGAAA
Tupaia belangeri chinensis (Chinese tree shrew) is the source of this 3201-nucleotide messenger RNA. RefSeq names its product von Hippel-Lindau tumor suppressor (gene VHL). NCBI's taxonomy places the organism in Eukaryota, Metazoa, Chordata, Mammalia, Scandentia, Tupaiidae. The record is from RefSeq and is a predicted model, not a curated record.